Molecule: messenger RNA, 1002 nt
Organism: Neurospora hispaniola
Lineage: Eukaryota; Fungi; Ascomycota; Sordariomycetes; Sordariales; Sordariaceae
Exons: 1
Coding region: 222-752 (176 amino acids)
Source: RefSeq, a predicted model, not a curated record
UGGAUAUUCCGGCUUGUUCCUUCCAUCACAAGUUCCGGUUGUUGCAUCUUUCACGAAGCGAUCAGGCUCCGAGCCUCAUCGACACCAUCACCACCGGUGUUCACGGCUUCACUCACCAUCUGGAAACUGCAAUUGGAUCCUUCUGUGCCUCGGACAUGUUUCCCUUUUCGAACCUCCCCCCUUAGCACAAGCACAAGAUACUUCAGUUCCCUUACUAGAGGAUGUCACCAGCUUGCGCCGCUUGCCAGGUAACAUCCGCAACACCGCCUUCGCUGUCAGCCAACAUCCAGCUGUCCCACGUCGACCCCAGCUCGCGAAUUGCGAGUUUCUGUUGGGCGGCUGUGUUUUUUUGGACGACCUUAUCGUGUCUCAACACCACGCAUAUCCGUCAUUCCAUGCCGUCUCGCCAGUCAACCCUUCGUCCCCUCACUUUUCCUCUCUCGCCGGCUUGUAAUGGCCACCCAAUGCCUGGGCGUGCUCGGUCGAUCGCGGCGUAUCUCGACCUCUCCUGCCCUCGCACCAGUUCACCCUACCCGCCCCCGUACCACAUCCAUCUCUCAUUUCACAGUUCAUGUCAGGACGGGAAACCAUCACAUUAUGGGUGUAAUCGCAGGGCUCGCAGUGUUUCACACACUAAUGCACAAGGGUCCUUUCCUCUGUUGCGCAGAGUCUCAAGUCCUCUCUCUGCACUGAUCGACAAAUCUCCUCCCUCCUCUUUCCGUGGUAUCUCGAGGGAAUAUCGAGGGUCAUGAUGGGGUUUCCUCCGAGUCAGCCCAUGGAACAUUAGGGGGCGUGAUGUCGUGUAACAACGACCGGGCCUCAAGUUGUCAGCACACAGUACUUCUGCAUCCCCCCUCUUCAGCUUUUCGAAUAUGGCCUCGCUCCAGCUUGAAGGUUGCCUUUCCGGUCCCAUGCAUUACUACCUACCUGGUAUUUCCUCGUCUUGUUAUUCGUCGCCUUCUCUUCAGCGAACUUUCAAUGUCGCCGGGGGCAAUUUGAAGA